AUGUUUGAGAUCCUCAAGAGCGACCUUGCCGGCAGGAUAGGCGUGCUCACCACCAACCACGGAAGGGUAAGCACCCCGGCGUACGUUCCGGUCCUGCACCCGGUCAGGCAGAACAUACCCGCGGCAAAGUUUCACGAGCUGGGAUUCGAGCUUGUGAUCACCAACGCGUACCUGGCAAGAAAGAACUACGGCGACACCAGCAGGCCAAUACGCGACAUAAUAGGGUUUGACGGCCCCGUAAUGACAGACUCGGGGGGGUACCAGGUGCUGGAGUACGGCGACCUGGACGUCACGCCAGAGGAGAUAGCAUCCUUUGAGACCGCGAUAGACUCAGACAUCGCGAUACCGCUGGACCGACCCACGGGGUUUGGGCUGCCCCGGGACGUGGCCCUGCGCCACGUGAAGCACACCCUGAAGGUCUCCAAGAGGACCCUGGAGGAUUCCCCCGACAACGGGCAGAUAUGGGCUGGCCCCAUACAGGGCGGCGAGCACAUGGAUCUGGUCCGGAGAUCCACCAGGUCCCUUGUGGGGUACGGCUUUGAGAUGCUCGCACUGGGAAGCCCGGUGGAGUUCAUGGAGUCGUACCGGUACAGGCUGCUGGCCCAGAUGAUCAUGCACGCAAAGAGGCAGAUGCCGCCGGGCCUGCCGCUGCACCUCUUUGGCGCGGGCCACCCGCUCACCAUACCCCUGGCAGUCGCCCUGGGCUGCGACACGUUUGACUCCGCGUCCUACGUGCUGUACGCGAAGCAGGGCAGGUACAUCACGGAGGACCGGACGCGGCACCUGGCAGAGAUGAGCUGCUUCUCCUGCCCCUGUGAGGUCUGCUCCCGGCACACGCCGCAGGAGCUGCACGCCCUUGGCCACCCCGACCGCACCAACAACCUGGCCCUGCACAACCUGCACUCCAUAAAGGCCGAGGUGAACCGGACGCGGGAGGCCAUACACGAGGGAAGGCUGUGGGAGUACGUCUUCAAGAAGCUGCGGGCGCACCCCAAGCUCUUUGAGGCGGGCGACGUCCUGACGGAGAACCACCAGUACCUUGCAGACGGCACCGCAAAAUUCAAGGACAGGGCCAUCUUUCUCUUUGCGGCAGAGGACCAGUUCCGGCCCGAGAUAACCUCGUACCACCGCAUGGUGCGCAGGUUCACCUCAAAGAAGAGAACCCUGUGCAUAUUCGCGGAUGCCGACAUAAAGCCGGCAUACCUCUCCCCGCAGUACGCCGCGGCAAGAAGGAGGCUAGAGUCUGACGACGUACAGUUCUGCAGCUACAACCCGUUUCUGGGCCCGAUACCAAUCGAGAUCUCCGACAUGUACCCUGCGGCCCACCACGUCAUGAGCCGCCAGGAGUACGCCCCGGAGCGGUUUGGGCAGACAAGGGAGACGUUCCGCACAUUCUUUGAGAGGAACCGCUUUGAGGUGACGUACCUGCCCGAGGAUGCGUUCCUUGAUGCCAUGCUAGAGGGCAUCAAGACCGAGAGGAGGCGCAUGGGCCAGAACCCGCACCACGUCCCAGAGGCAUGA
Molecule: messenger RNA, 1521 nt
Organism: Geodia barretti
Lineage: Eukaryota; Metazoa; Porifera; Demospongiae; Tetractinellida; Geodiidae
Source: the annotation of a GenBank genome assembly